Messenger RNA from Pisolithus orientalis, 1848 nucleotides. RefSeq lists its product as uncharacterized. Bases 70 to 1707 code for a protein of 545 amino acids. Lineage: Eukaryota; Fungi; Basidiomycota; Agaricomycetes; Boletales; Pisolithaceae. The record is from RefSeq and is a predicted model, not a curated record. The transcript has 7 exons.
GGUCAUGACUGAGUACUGAGCUUUUACUCAUAGCUGCAGCCCAAUUCCCUCCUUCAGCCUCCGACUGCGAUGGCUCCCGUACAUUCCUUUAUUUUGCCAACUUUCCGACCCUCCUUUCUUUCUCUUAGUUUGAUUUUUGUCCUGCUAUCUGCGUUUUUUUGGAGUGGCCAUGCUUCUCAGGUGCCAGUUCCAGUCACCGUUCAGCAAGGAGGUGUCUCCGGAACCAUUGUUCAAGACAAUUUUCUCGGGAUAUCUUUCGAACUGUAUCCUUUUAAUACGCUAUGGGGGGAAUCACCGCAACAGAUGCCAACAGCUAUGGAAAAUUACUUGUCAAACCUGCGCGCCCGCAUCCACUUGCCCCUCCGAAUCCGCAUUGGUGGAAAUAGCAUGGAUAGUGCCGUCUAUGUUCCUACUCAAACUGAGAUGAUUAUUGUCACUGGUGAUCCUGCUGUCGACCCGGACGAUGUCCCCGUCGAUUUUGGGCCCAUGCUUUUCACGGUAUUGGACGCUAUGGAGAAUGUGGUCGGUCAAAUGGAGUUUAUCGUCGGAUUGAGCAUGCGGAGCUCCAACGACACAAAUGCCGUCGAAGUUGCUAGGGAUACAAGGAAAAUACUUGGAUAUAGGCUUGACGCGAUGUUGUUGGGCAAUGAACCCGAUCUGUAUGCCACCAAUGGAGUACACCCGGGGUACACCAUACCGGAAUAUAUCACAGAUAUCGGUACAAUGCUUCAGGAUUUGCGCAAUUCACCAUACGGUGAUCUGGUUCCCGACACUAUUGUUGGCGGACCCACUAUUUGCUGUGACUGGAACCUGUCGGAUGUCCUCGCUGCAGGCCUUUCAACAUAUCCUUAUAAAUACUAUACGGUGCAGCAUUACGCCAAGAGUAUCUGUAGCGGUCCAAAUGCAAGCAACCAGAAUAUUACCUACUUCGUUUCGCACGUGAACGUUCCGACGUACACUAACUGGCAAAAACAGGGGGUGCAAAUGGCAAGCGAUGCAGCGAUUCCGGUUCUCGUUACUGAGUACAACACCGUCUCUUGUGGGGGCUCGAAUAUCUCGGACACGUUCGCGGCGACCUUGUGGGCCAUCGACGCCGGGCUGAACUUUGCUUCGUCAGGCAUGAGCGGCGCUUACAUUCAUACACGGGAGUACGGCAUCCUUUAUAACCUCUUCGAUCCCCCGUCGCCGGAGACAUCGACCGAGCCCAACUGGCGCACAGGCUCACCGUACUAUGCGGCACUUUUCCUCUCGGAGACGUUCAUCGCAGGUGGAAGUGUAGUCGUCGAUCUCAAUCUCGACAAUUCUAUCUACGACCCUGCAGCUACAGUUGCUGGGUACGCAAUUUACGACAGGGCCGGGAUGAAAGCCAAGAGACUCGUUUUCUUUAACUAUUAUCGUGCCGACGAUGCAGGUUCAGAAUCAGCAGCUCGCAACUUCACGCUGGAAGGUGGCUUGGCCACUACUGCGGGGGUCCGGGUCCUCGCUGCUCCAAGCAUCUACGAACGCACGGAUAUCAGCUGGGCUGGCCAGACGGUUGGGCUGAAUGGAGAACUGGAUGGUACUCAGACCACCAAUUAUUACUAUAACUGUGCGAUGGGGUGCAACAUUACUGUGCCUGGGCCGGGGGCUGCUCUUGUUCUGCUCGAUGACGUCCCUGACGACUCGGAGUUCUUUAUUGGGAGCUCGACUGUAGCACCACUAAGUUAGAUUCUGGCACUGUCGACAUCGUUUGCACAUUUGUCCUUUUUUUGGCCUGCCGCGGGUUUACUGAAAUUACAUUACAGCACGUAAUCAUCCUGGCAUUCAGAUUUGACACGUUAACGAUUGGGUUAGAAAUAGCCCCCCACC